AUGAGACACAUUCUCGAUGGGCACAGCAGAAUUGCGUAUGCACUCGUCCGCCCGCCUGGCCACCAUGCCCAGCCAAGCCAGGCUGAUGGGUAUUGCUUCCUUAACAAUGCAGGUCUUGCUGUCCAAUCGGCCCUCAGUUCAGGCCUUGUUCGUAAGGCUGUUAUAAUCGAUAUCGAUGUGCAUUAUGGGAAUGGGACAGCCGAGGGCUUCUACAAGUCAGAUAAGGUCCUCACGGUUUCGAUUCAUAUGAAUCAUGGGUCGUGGGGCUCUUCUCACCCGCAGACCGGGAUGAUGAGCGAACUCGGGGAAGGGGAAGGGUUCGGGUAUAAUCUGAAUGUGCCUUUGCCCAAUGGGACUGGGGACAAAGGGUAUGUAUAUGCCAUGAACGAACUGGUUGUACCGGCUGUUGAUAAAUUUGGACCCGAUAUGAUGGUUUUUGUCAUUGGGCAAGAUUCUAGUGCGUUUGAUCCGAAUGGUAGACAAUGCCUGACGAUGGAAGGCUACAGAAAAAUCGGGCUGAUAAUACGUGAACUGGCAGACAAACAUUGUGGCGGGCGAGUCCUAAUUGUCCAAGAAGGCGGAUAUCACAUGACAUAUUCAGCUUACUGUCUGCAUGCAACUCUCGAAGAGUUGCAAGCUCCCGGAACAAAAUUAAAAUUACAACAAAAAAGAAGAAUCAACUAA
This is a messenger RNA of Striga hermonthica, 684 nucleotides long. Lineage: Eukaryota; Viridiplantae; Streptophyta; Magnoliopsida; Lamiales; Orobanchaceae. The record is from the annotation of a GenBank genome assembly.